UCAUUUCCGUGAAGUCAGCGUCUUUUCUCAUUCUCUGCUUUCUCUCUUUCCCUCCAUAAAAUCAGAGAGGGAAGGAAGCCCCAAACCCCAUCUGCUCUCUCUCUCUCUCUCUCUCUCUCUCUCUCUCUCUCUCAAGCAGAAGUUUCUAUGGAUUCUCAGGUCAUGGUCGCUCUCGCGCUGUCGCUCGUCGGUGGAUUGAGCACUUCGAUAGGUGCACUUUUUGUUAUUUUGAACCCUACUCCCAAUUUGAAGAUGCUUGGGCUUUUACAGGGUUUCGCAGCUGGUCUUAUGCUGAGCAUAUCUUUCUUAGACCUGGCACAUAAUUGUCUGAAUUCUAUUGGCUUCUUAAAAGGCAACCUUUGGUUCUUUGCAGGUGUCAUUAUGUUUGCCCUUAUUACUAAUUUCAUCCCAGAACCAACCCUUGUUCCCACCACAGAUGCAAAAACGAAGCAGAAACACGAUGAUGGAUCAGGUAAAGAUUUGAUGAAAAAGCACCGUCGCCAAGUUCUGUUUAGUGGAAUUAUUACAGCAAUCGGCAUAAGUUUGCACAAUUUUCCAGAGGGAAUGGCAGUGUUCCUUGGAUCAAUCAAGGGACUUCGGGUUGGUCUUAACUUGGCCUUGGCCAUUGCGUUGCAUAACAUUCCAGAGGGUGUUGCUGUAGCACUUCCUGUCUAUUUUGCAACAGAAAGCAAAUGGCAGGCGUUCAAACUGGCAACACUUUCUGGUCUUGCCGAGCCCCUUGGUGUGAUUAUUGUAGCUUACCUGUUCCCAAGCAGUCUAAGCCCUGAAAUCCUUGAGGGCCUACUUGGAUCAGUUGGGGGAGUAAUGGCUUUUCUCACCUUGCAUGAAAUGCUACCCUUAGCAUUUGAUUAUGCUGGGCAGAAACAAGCUGUCAAAGCCGUCUUCAUCGGCAUGGCUUUCAUGUCGGCAAGCCUAUACUUUUUGGAGAUAAGCUUGCCGCAGGAGAUGAGCUUGUAGCUGUUGAAUCGGUUGGAAUUCCAUAACCUUGUACACAUUCCACUGUAACCAUCAAAAGAUUAUUGUGUAUAACAUCUCAUGGUCAUAGUUCAAAGAAAUGCAGCAGUCAUCAUCAAUAAAUAGGAAAGUGUAACUCUUAUGCCUUUAUAAAUCUAAUUGCUGAUUUCUUCAUGUUA
Molecule: messenger RNA, 1154 nt
Organism: Magnolia sinica
Lineage: Eukaryota; Viridiplantae; Streptophyta; Magnoliopsida; Magnoliales; Magnoliaceae
Product: zinc transporter ZTP29
Exons: 12
Coding region: 148-978 (276 amino acids)
Biological process (GO): zinc ion transmembrane transport
Cellular component (GO): membrane
Molecular function (GO): zinc ion transmembrane transporter activity
Source: RefSeq, a predicted model, not a curated record